Molecule: messenger RNA, 1077 nt
Organism: Trichophyton benhamiae CBS 112371
Lineage: Eukaryota; Fungi; Ascomycota; Eurotiomycetes; Onygenales; Arthrodermataceae
Product: 3-isopropylmalate dehydrogenase
Exons: 4
Coding region: 1-1077 (358 amino acids)
Biological process (GO): L-leucine biosynthetic process
Cellular component (GO): cytosol
Molecular function (GO): 3-isopropylmalate dehydrogenase activity; NAD binding; magnesium ion binding
Source: RefSeq, a predicted model, not a curated record
AUGGGCAAGUAUAAUAUUGUUGUCUUCGCUGGGGACUGCUGCGGGCCAGAGGUUCUGAAAGCUGUGGAGAAGAAGAGACCUGAGAUACAGUUCACCUUCCAGGACCAUCUACUAGGAGGAGCCUCAAUUGAUGCAGCCGGAACGGCCCUUACAGACGAAGCUCUUACAGCAGCUAAGAAUGCCGAUGCCGUGCUGCUCGGAGCUGUUGGUGGCCCCAAAUGGGGCACUGGCACAGUCCGUCCCGAGCAAGGAAUUCUCCGCCUGCGCAAGGAAAUGGGGACAUUCGGCAACUUACGUCCAUGCAACUUUGCAGCGCCUUCGCUAGUUGAUAUCUCCCCUCUCAAGGCAGAGGUAUGUCGGAACGUUGAUUUCAACAUCAUUCGCGAACUCACGGGAGGCAUCUACUUUGGCGAACGAAGAGAAGAUAACGGAGAUGGAACCGCGUGUGAUACCGAGCCCUAUUCGAGGGCUGAAAUCGAGCGGGUUGUUCGUCUGGCUGCUCACUUGGCUCUUCAGCAUGACCCGCCACUGCCUGUGUGGAGCUUGGACAAGGCCAAUGUGUUGGCUACCAGUCGUCUUUGGAGGAAGGUGGUCACGGAGGUGAUGGAUAAGGAGUUCCCGCAACUGAAGUAUGGCCAUCAUCUAAUUGAUAGCGCUGCCAUGUUGAUGGUGAAGAACCCUCGUGCUCUGAACGGUAUUGUUGUUACUAGCAACCUGUUCGGGGAUAUCAUCAGCGACGAGGCCAGCGUUAUCCCUGGAUCGCUGGGAUUGUUGCCCAGUGCCAGUUUGAAUGGUAUCCCUGACGGCAGGACCAAGGUCAGCGGCAUAUACGAGCCUAUUCAUGGAUCCGCACCGGAUAUCGCUGGGAAAGGCAUUGUUAACCCCGUUGCCAUGAUACUGUCUGUGGCAAUGAUGCUUCAAUAUUCCCUCAACCUACCCGAGGAGGCCAAGAUAAUUGAAACUGCGGUCCGAAAUAUAAUCGAGUCCGGAGUCAAGACCGGUGAUAUCGGCGGAAAGGCCACCACCAAGGAAGUUGGAGAUGCGGUUGCCGCAGAGGUUGAGAAGCUACUCGCGUAA